Leptinotarsa decemlineata (Colorado potato beetle) is the source of this 2030-nucleotide messenger RNA. RefSeq lists its product as uncharacterized. Lineage: Eukaryota; Metazoa; Arthropoda; Insecta; Coleoptera; Chrysomelidae. The record is from RefSeq and is a predicted model, not a curated record. Gene Ontology annotation, molecular function: zinc ion binding; nucleic acid binding. Gene Ontology annotation, cellular component: nucleolus.
UUAAGAAGAAAAUAAAUUGUCACCUUAACCUAGUUUCAUCAACAUGAAAUUUCACAUUUCCAUAUUUUAUUUUCAGUAUCUGUAGACAUAAGAAUACUUUGAAUAUUAAGUGGCUUUUUGUUGUUGAAAAUGACCCGAUUUGCAAGAGCUAAAGGAUCGAAAGCAUCUAAUGAACGUGUUCCUGAACAGGCAACAUCAUGGGCAGAAAUGAAGGAACAGUUAAAUUUGAAAAAUAAGGAAAUUGAGGAUGCUAAGAAAAGAGAGGAAUUCAUGAAUCAAAGAAAUGCAAAUUAUAAAGCAUUUUUGGAUGAGAGGGCUCUAGAAAAUAAAAAGUCGGAGUGGUCAAUUUUUCCAAAUGCAAACAAGGGAAAAUCAAACAUGAGUAAUGGUGUUUCCAGCCAUAAGAAGAGGAAAAACUCUUUCAAUUCCAUGGAAUUCGAUGAUAUUUCCUCUAACGAUGAGACUUAUAAGGACCUAAAAUCUAAAGUCGACAGUGUUUUAAAUGUUACAGAAUUUCUUAAGGGUAAUAGUGAUUCUCCUGCUAAUGAGGGAAGUUGUAAAAAUAAGAAAAAAAAUAAAAACAAGAAAAUGAAAAGUUCGUUGAGUAAAGAUGAAAGUUGUCCCGAUAAAUCAAAAGAAAAUCAGAUUUUGUCAAAAGAUUUCAAACAUGAAAUGGAUAAAACAUUGGGUAACAAAAAAUUUGAAAACGAGAGUGACAGUGACGCUCCUCCAGAUGAAGAAAGCUCUAAAAAAGAAGUUCCGGCACCAAUUGUUAAAGAGAAAAAAAUUAAAAAGAAAAAGCUAAAAAUAUUGGUUGAUCAAAAAAUUAAAGAUGGGACAGUUAAAAAAGAUCAAGACUUCACUAAGAAAUCAGAAACUGAAAAUGUUAACAAGUCGAAAAAGAAGAAAAAGAGAAAGAUUGUUGAGGAAGAAAAUAAGGAUAACAAAAUUGAAAUAAAUGAAAAUGUUACCAAUGAACAGCCUUCAGAAAAAAAGAACUUGAAGAAAAAAGGUACAAAUUCCAGUCUUUCCAUUAGUAACCAGCCAGAAAAGAAAUCUAAAGAAAAUCUCACGGAACAAGUUUUGAAAAAAAUUGAAAAGAAGAAACAAAAGAGAAUUAAACAACUCGAAAAAAAGAAAAAAAUGAAGGAGCAACUGAAAAAAGAGAAAUUGUCAGCAGAACAAAGUGUUCCUGUGCAGGUACUUGAUUCUUCACCUUCAAAAGACCUAUCAAAAGAUGUACAUAAGAACAGAACAAGCAACUCAAAUGUUGCUAAAGACAAUAAUAAUUUCAGAGACCCAACAAAAUUCAAUAAAGCUGAGAAACGACCACCAAAGAUAAGAGAUAGAGAAGAACAUAAAAGAAAAAAACCAUAUCUGCCCCAUAAAAUGUUUAUAAAUGGUAAAGAAGUAGAAGUUGAUUACGUUGACGGAUUCCCUGUUAAAAAAGAAGAUGCUGAUAGGUUAAAGAAAUUACGGAAAGACAUGAUAGCUAAAGGUUUGCCGGGAAGUGAAAUCAAGAUCUCUCUUAAGCUGGAACGUAGAAAGGCAGAAAAGGCAUUUGCUAGAGAAAAGAAAAAGGUCUGUUUCAACUGCAGGAAGUCGGGCCACAAUCUGUCUGAAUGUCCGGAAGUAGGUAAAAGUGAACUAUCCCAAAACUUGGCUAGUGGAAUUUGUUUCAAAUGUGGAUCAACAGAACACACUCAUUUCGAAUGUAAAGUGGUUAAAGGACAACAAUUCAACUAUGCUCAGUGUUUCAUAUGCAAUGAACAAGGGCAUAUAUCAAGGCAGUGUCCUGACAAUACAAGAGGCCUCUAUCCCAAAGGUGGUUCUUGCAAUGUAUGUGGAGACGUGACGCAUUUGAAGAGAGAUUGUCCUCAGUAUCAAGCUCAACAACAGAGGCAUGAAAGUAGUAUACAGAUAGAAACAUUCGGAGAUGGUAAUCCUGACGUACUUGACCAAAAUAGUGCAGUUUCCAAGUUCCCUGUGAAUAGAAAGCAAAAUAAAAUUAUAAAAUUCUAAAAAGUUUA